AAUUCAAUGAGCUGCAUUGAGCGAACAGUUUAUGUGGCACAACUUUCGGCAAUAAAACUAUUCUGAUAAAAUAGUCUCUUUCUUUAUGAUUCCAACGACUAAACCAUGAGCAUACCGUCUCGACACUACACGACGUAGAAGGAUCACUCAUGUCCUAAACCCGGAUGUUUAUCUUAGGUCCCGUAUGUGAUCAUGGCUGGAGACAAGACUCUAGCUGUUCGUGCUGUAUUGACAGCCCAUGGAGAGCUGCAGGGAUUUGAGUAUGGGCUAAAAUUUAGUGAAAAACAUGAUUCAAGUUGUGUAUUGUCCGACCAUGAUUUGUUGGUGGAAUGUUUGAGGAAACUGAGAGAAGACAGUGGGAAGGCGAUGACACAACUGGUGGAUAUAGAGAAGGCGAAGAAAGGAAAUACAGAUGCUGACAAAGAAGUAGAAGACUUAGAUGGUCUGGCUGACAGUGAUGAUACUGAUGACGACAGUGAUGUAGAUACAGUCAAUCCAACUAACAGCAAUGAACGAGAACCUGCUAGUAAAAAGCCUCGGACAUGAUACAUUUUGUUGUACUCUCUUUUCUGGAGAGAGGGCACACAACGGGCAGCAGUCAUGCUGAUAAAAGUACUCAACUAUGUCUCUGAGCAUCAAAACAGACCACCAGUGUGUCACAUACCUCUAACACUCAUGCAUGUGUCAUGCACCACAAAUUACAA
Corticium candelabrum is the source of this 704-nucleotide messenger RNA. RefSeq lists its product as uncharacterized. Lineage: Eukaryota; Metazoa; Porifera; Homoscleromorpha; Homosclerophorida; Plakinidae. The record is from RefSeq and is a predicted model, not a curated record. The transcript is spliced from 3 exons. The coding region runs from base 193 to 546 and encodes 117 amino acids.